This is a messenger RNA of Heteronotia binoei (common prickly gecko), 1650 nucleotides long. RefSeq names its product semaphorin-6A-like. The record is from RefSeq and is a predicted model, not a curated record. The transcript is spliced from 14 exons. The coding region runs from base 1 to 1650 and encodes 549 amino acids. Lineage: Eukaryota; Metazoa; Chordata; Lepidosauria; Squamata; Gekkonidae. Gene Ontology annotation, molecular function: semaphorin receptor binding; chemorepellent activity. Gene Ontology annotation, biological process: positive regulation of neuron migration; semaphorin-plexin signaling pathway; axon guidance.
AUGCCCCUGGGUGACCAUCUCACAGCAGCAACCAGGGAAAAAAUUCUGAGAGGUGAAUACGUGGAUGUAUUCAGCCUAUUAUACAGAGAACUUGAGAAAAAAUCAAAGGACGAGCUUGACGAGAAGGAUAAAGAGAAACUCAAGCGUCGUAAAGUUGAUCGAACGAACAACAUUUAUGCCAUAGAACUGGAUAAAGCACAUGAAAAUGAAAUUCAUUUUACCAGAAGACUGCUGUGGAAAGCCGAUGAAGCACAAGCAGAGAAAUGUCAGUCUUUCGGGAAAACUGAGGAGGAAUGCCAUAACUUUAUUAAGGUUCUUGUGAAAAAAAAUGAUAAUGAAUUACUCAUUUGUGGGACAAAUGCCUUUGAGCCAGUAUGCAAGUAUCAGAAGGUGGAGACACUUGCAUAUUUAGGAGCACCAUUCAGUGGACGGGGCAGGUGCCCUUUUGAUGGAAAGGAUCGCAAUAUAGCAUUCUUUUCAGAUGGAAGUUUGUAUUCUGGCACUAUGACCAACUUCCUAUCAACAGAGCCUGUCUUUCAGCGGACCCUCGGAGACCUUCCAGAUCUGCAAACAGCUAGUCAAGAUUACAACUGGCUUCACGAGCCCCACUUCAUCCAUGCAGUGGAAUAUGGCAACUAUAUUUACUUAUUCUUUCAUGAAGUAUCACUGGAAUUCAAGAACUAUGAUAAGAUAAUUUUACCCAGAGUAGCUCGAGUUUGCAAGAAUGACAUGGGAGGAAGUUUAAUUCUCCAGAAACAGUGGACUUCCUUCCUGAAGGCCCGAAUGAUCUGUUCAGUUCAUGGAGAUAGCCCCUUCUAUUUUAAUGUACUGAGAUCGGUUACAGACAUUGUCAGAAUCAAUGAUCGGGAUAUUGUUGUGGCAGUCUUCGGUACUCCUAAAAACAGCAUCCCUGGCUCUGCUGUCUGUGCUUUUGAGAUGCAUGAUAUUGAGAAGGUAUUUGCGGGGAGUUUCAAACAGCAGAAGGAUUAUGACACCAUAUGGACUCCAGUUAAUGAAGAGGAUGUACCCAGUCCCAGGCCUGGUUCCUGUGCUGGCUCUGAACCCUUUGAAGAGUACACAUCCUCCACUGAAUUUCCAGACAAUGUUCUAAAUUUUAUGAAAAUGUAUCAUCUCAUGGAUGAAGCAGUGCAAUCAACUUUCACCAAACCAUGGUUUCUGAUGUCAAUGACCCAGUAUCAAAUGACCAAAAUUGUUAUAGAUACUUCUGCUGGGCCAAAAGAGAACCAGAUUGUGGCUUUCCUAGGAACAGAGAUGGGCAGAGUUUUAAAAGUCUGGGACAGAUCGGGAAAUGGUCCUCUUCUGAGUGACAGCAUUUUGGUUGAGGAGAUGAAUGUUUACAAGCGUGAUAAGUGCGACUAUAAUGAUGAGGAACAUCCAACUAUUGUGAGCAUGGAGCUGGACAAGUUGUCUGGUGCCCUUUAUGUAGCAUUCCCAAACUGUGCCAUAAAGGUUCCCCUGGGAAGCUGCGUGCUUUAUGGCACAUGCAAAAAGGCCUGCAUAGCUUCUAGAGAUCCAUAUUGUAUAUGGAUGUCAGCAACUGGAGAAUGCAAGCAGCUUGUACCUGGAGAAGACGAUGAAUAUGAGCAGGACUUAGAAGAAGGUGAUGUAAGCGGCAUGGAUGACUGUUAA